AUGAAGUUCUCUUCUGUUCUUGUUGCCUUUCUCGCUUCCUUUGUUGUUGCUGAGGAGCAGCCCGCCUGUGGUGUCCCCAUUGUCUACCGACUCUUCACUCAGCCUGAGCUCUCGGCUCCUCUCCACAAGGACUGUCCUGCCAACGCUGACCUUCCCCUGUCUUGUUCCAAGGAGAUCACCGACAAGGACUCUCUCUGUUGCGUUCAGCAGCCUGGUGGACUCGUUCUCCUAGCCCAGUUCUGGGACUACGAUCCCGGCUUCGGCCCCGAGGAUGCCUUCACCCUCCACGGACUGUGGCCCGACAACUGUGACGGCACUUAUCAGCAAUACUGCGACAAAGAGCAGGAGGUGUCCAACGUGACCGACAUCAUCAAGAAGCUCGAGCCUUCUCUGCUCGACUACAUGAACGAGCAUUGGGUCUCUGACGACGGCGACAAUGAGUCCUUCUGGGAGCACGAGUGGAACAAGCACGGAACUUGCAUGUCCACCCUCAACCCCAGCUGUUACAAGGAGGGCACUGACAAGCACCAGAAUGUUGCAGACUACGCCCGAACUGCCAUCGCUCUCCAGAAGGAGCUCAACACUUUCGGGUUCCUCGGAUCCAAGGGCAUCUGGCCUUCUGAUGACAAGACCUACCCCAAGCAGGACAUCGAGGCCGCGCUCAAGUACCACCACUCCAACUCCAAGGUACACAUUGCCUGUGACAAGUCCGGAGCCCUCAACGAGGUCUGGUACUACUUUCAUAUCCAGGGUGCCAUUCCUUCCGCCGAGUACACUCCUGUCGAUGAUACUAUUCCUAAGAACAACUGCCCAGACCAGGUCAAGUACCUGCCCAAGAAAUUCAACAGCACCAAGCCCGCUACCGGCUACUAA
Messenger RNA from Yarrowia lipolytica CLIB122, 873 nucleotides. RefSeq lists its product as uncharacterized. Gene Ontology annotation, biological process: RNA catabolic process. The record is from RefSeq and is a predicted model, not a curated record. Gene Ontology annotation, cellular component: extracellular region. Gene Ontology annotation, molecular function: ribonuclease T2 activity; RNA binding. NCBI's taxonomy places the organism in Eukaryota, Fungi, Ascomycota, Dipodascomycetes, Dipodascales.